Molecule: messenger RNA, 2176 nt
Organism: Choloepus didactylus (southern two-toed sloth)
Lineage: Eukaryota; Metazoa; Chordata; Mammalia; Pilosa; Megalonychidae
Gene: IQANK1
Product: IQ motif and ankyrin repeat containing 1
Biological process (GO): regulation of barbed-end actin filament capping
Cellular component (GO): nucleus; cytoplasm
Molecular function (GO): protein binding
Source: RefSeq, a predicted model, not a curated record
GCUGACUCACACCCACGCCCAGGGCCCAGAACCCUGCCCUACUGGUUUGCCCAGCCCAGCCCUUGCUAGCACCCAUCUCCUCCACCCCACCCUUCUGUUUGGCCCUUGUCCCCACAGGCUCGAAGAGAGCAGGGGAUGCUGGGUGGACACGCAGAGAGAAGGGCCGGGGCCGGGGGCCAGGAGGAGCCAGCGGGGGAUCCGGCCCGGGGCUUGGGAACCCAAGUGCUGGCUGUAUCUGCCUGCGGCGCUCCCCCUGACCCGCCGCUCCCCGCGCCCCGCACCCACGCACCCCGGGGCAGGGGCGCUUGUGUUUGCGGCUGGAGGACGCUGCCCGGCAGCUCAUUAAAGCCCUGGCGCGCGGUUGCCUCACGAGGCCCAGGGGAAGCCCGGAGCGGACCUCCAGCGCCCGGGGAAGCCCCGAGAGCCGCCGAGGGAGCCCGCGCCCCGCGCGGACCGGUGCGCCCCCGCAGGAUAAGAGAGAGAAAUGCCCAGAGACAUCUGGAGACGGCCACUGAAACCAGAACCAGGAGAGAAGGACCAGCAGACGUCGUCGUGUGCCUUCCACAUGACCAGAGGAGCCCCAGAUGCCAGCAGCCUUUCCUCAGAGAAGGGCCAUCCAAGGAGGACCAGGCAGCCGCGGUUAUCCAGUGCGCCUUCCGGCAGCUCCUGGCCAGAAGGGAGCUCAAGCGCCGCUGGCAGGUGCACCAGGAGUACCUGGGGCAGACGGAGAAGCUGCAGCGGGAGCGCCAGGAGGAGGCGCAGCGGCGCCGGCGCCUGCUGGAGGCCGCGUUCGACGGCAACGUGGGUGAAAUCCAGGCGGUGCUGAAAGAGGAGGAGGAGCUGCUGGGCCGCGAGGGCGUGGGCCGCGACGAGGGCGGCCUGGCGCGGCGGCUGCAGAGGCGCGUGGCGCUGGUGGAGGGCGCCGACAGCCACGGGAACACGCCGCUGUCCGAGGCCGCGGCGGGCGGGCAGCCCCUGGCCAUCCAGCUGCUGGCUGAGCUGGGCGCCAGCCCCAACAGCAAGGGCGCCUUCGGGCGGACGCCGCUGUGCCGGGCAGCCUUCGGGGGCCACCUGGGGGCCGUGGAGGUGCUGCUGAAGCUGGGAGCGGACCCCCGCAUCUAUGACGACGAUGGGAACACCCCAGAGCAGGUGCGUGCCUCUCUGGACGCGGUGGUCAGUGUGCUGCAGUCCUGGGACCUGAGCCUCACCGAGGCCAUGCUGCAGAACAUGGAGGGUGAGCGGCAUCGCCGGGCCCAGGAAGCCCAGCAGCACAAAGAGGCUGAGGUCAAGAGCAUGAACCUCAGGGUGCAACAGCUGGAGAAGCAGCAGCAGCACUGUCACAAGGAGCUGCAGCAGGCCUACUGCGAGCUCAACAGGAGGAUCACAGAACAGGACAAGAGCGAGCGGGAGCACAUGGGCAACACGGAGCUCACCUUGCAGGCCAUCAGGGACGCAGAGGCCCAAGUGGACCGGCCGCGGCAGGAAGCCCAGAGAGCCGAGGAGACGCUGGCCAUGGCCCGGCUGGAGCUGCGGGAGCAGACCCCGGAGGAGGAGGAGGCGCCCGGGCUCAGGUGCCAGGUGACCGAGCUGCACGACGUGCUGAUGAAGGACGUGGCCGUCGGUGGUGACCUGGCAGCCGCCCCCAGCUGGCCUCUUGUCAUCGACCCUUCCGGCCAGGCGGCCACUUUCCUACGCUACCAGGACACCAACUACGUGGACACGGUGAACGCAGAGCACCUGCGGCCGGAGGAGCUGCGGCUGGCUCUGCUCGGGGCGCUCAGGUACGGGGAGCCGCUGGUGAUCGACCUGCGCGAGGUGGACACGUUCCCUGCGGUGCAGCAGCAGCUGGAAGCCGUGCAGCCGGGCCUGGCGCGGGAGCUGCUGGGCCGCGCGCUGCUGGACGGCGAGCGCUACCUGUCGCUGCGGCGCGCGGCCGACGGCCCCGAGUACGGCCCCGCGCGGUUCCAGGAGGCGCGCCUGGCGCACUUCGCCUGCUCUUCGUCACCCGGGCCCGGUGCGGCGGACAGACGGAGACGAACUAAAACGUAGUCAACUUUAUUCUCCUUCAACCGCAAAAUAGAGUCUUUGGUUGUACAAACGUCACUAGUUACAGUCUCGCCGGGAGCCCGGCUGGGGCAGCUAAGAGGAGCGGGGCUCCUGAGGGGUCUCUGUAAAA